ACAUGAGCUAUAUCAUGUGACUGUAGAUAUAUACAAAGAGCAAUGAAAAUUACUUUAACUCUUAUUUUAAGUUACUUAACAAGUUUACAAACCCACGGUUAUGCUUUUCAGUACUUAAUUUCUGAUAGAAAUGGAUAUGGUCGACGAUUUGAUGGAAUAGGUGCUAUCAGCGGAGGAGGAGCAACUUCAAAAUUACUGAUAAAUUAUCCCAAGAUUUAUCGUGAUGAAAUAUUGGAUUUUCUCUUUAAACCUAAUUUCGCAGCAUCAUUACAAAUUUUAAAAGUGGAGAUUGGCGGUGAUUCACAGAGCACGGACGGAACCGAAGCGUCUCAUAUGCAUGAAGAAAAUGACUUGAAUUUCAACAGAGGCUACGAGUGGUUUUUAAUGAAAGAAGCUAAAAAAAGAAAUCCAGAAAUUUUACUUUACGGUUUGCCGUGGGUUUUUCCAGGAUGGCUUGGUGGGGGAAAGUCUAACCCUUACUCUAAUAGAACAAAACUUGUUAAGUAUAUAACAAAUUGGAUUAUUGGAGCAGAAAAAUUUCAUAAUUUAACUAUAGAUUUCGUUGGAAUAUGGAAUGAGAGACCUUACGAUAUUCUUUACAUUAAGAUGUUGAGAAAACGUUUAGAUGAAUUAGGCUACCAGAAGACAAAGAUAGUUGCAGCCGAUGGCGAAUGGAAUAUUUUAGACGAUAUGCUUAAUGAUCCUGAACUUGCCCAAGUUGUAGACGUUAUCGGUGUGCACUAUCCUGGUUUCACUGGGGCAAAUCCCCUGAAGUCUCUGUUAACAGACAAAAUACUAUGGGGUUCAGAAGAAUAUAGUGCUGAGAAUAACCUACUUGGAGGAGGAUGCUGGGCUAGGGUCCUGAAUGAACGCUACGUUCAAGGAUCGAUUGCCUGGAAUCUUAUAGCCAGUUAUUAUCCUAAUCUUCCUUAUGGUAGAUGUAGCUUAAUGACAGCCAGCGAACCCUGGAGUGGUCAUUACGAAGUAAAUUCUCCUAUUUGGGCCUCAGCUCACCAUACUCAAUUUACGAAACCUGGCUGGUACUUUCUAAGACAUUCAAAUGGAGUUGGAAACUUAACUGGUGGAGGAACAUAUUUAAGCUUAACUGAUGAAAAGCACUUAACUAUUAUUGUUGAAACUAUGGACCCCCAAGAGUUUCCCUGUUUUUACCCCAUGCCAAAAUAUCCAGUGGCUUCGCAUCAAAUUGCUUCGUUUAAACUUUCAGGAAAAUUUAAAGCUAUAACUACUCUCAAAGUGUGGCAGAGUGAUUUCACUAAGGACUACAAGAAAGAAGCUCUUUUUCAGAGGCAAAAUCCAAUAUUUAUUGACUCCACUUCAACGUUUACACUUCACCUAAAACGGAAUACUGUUGUUACGCUAACGACUCUUAGUACAGGUAGUAAAGGCUUCCACAAAGAGUCACCAAAAUCAGUACCGUUUCCUUUGCCCUACUUCGAUAGUUUUGACAAUUAUAGAGACUCAGAGGAACCAUAUAACAUUGCCCAACAAGCGGGAACUUUUGAGGUGCAUUUUACAGAUUAUGAAAAUCGCAAAGGAGUCAUUCAGCAAAUGGUUGUUAAACCUCCGGUUGACACCUGUCUCCCUUUCCCUAUGUCGAGACCAGUAGCUGUAUUUGGAAAUUAUCUAUGGUCAGAUGUGCAAUUUGCAAUUGAUUUUCUUGUUCCCAAAAAUGGAAGCGAUGGAAUCGUUUUAGGAGCUCGGGUUAGGGAUGGCGGCUGUAAUAUUUGUUAUAGUCCUGGAACUUUUGUUUAUAUUAACUUGAAGAAAAAACUAAUAACUGUUGCAGGAAAUUUUUCUAAAAAUAAUCGAACUUAUGCCGAAAUUCCAAGCGAUAUGCUACAUUUUAAUCAAUGGUUGACUGUCAAGAUAGUUUUGAAGGUAAAUGCUCAAAACAAUGAAGUUAUUCGCAACCUAAAACGAGAAAAUGCAGAAUAUCAAAAAAAUUUCUCUUUAGUUGAAGGCGAGCACGAGAAAAUGAAGCGGAAAAUUGCAAAGCUUGAAGAACUUCUUAAAAUGCGUCAUGUCACAGCCGAGGCUGUUAAAGACUUAACAAACAUGUCACUUGCGAGCAAGUGUAUGAUAGAACAAAUGCUUGCGUCAUUGGAGAAGAAGCUGUUAAAUAGGCAUAGUAGUGAUUCGCAAAAUUUUCCUUUAAAAGAAACCCAGGAAAAAGCAUUUGAUACUGAGUUUUCCAGAGACGAAAAUCAUUUAGUCAUAGAAAACAGGGAAUUACAAAAUUCAUUGAAAGAGAAAGACGAAGAGAUAACCAAGCUGCGCAAACAAUUAAUGGAUAAUCAUACACAAUGCAGUUCUGUAGCUUUGGGAACUUUCAGACAAAUAAAAGUCCAAGAGUCUUUCCUUACCCUCCAGCUUCAGGUUUGA
Molecule: messenger RNA, 2403 nt
Organism: Dimorphilus gyrociliatus
Lineage: Eukaryota; Metazoa; Annelida; Polychaeta; Dinophilidae
Source: the annotation of a GenBank genome assembly